Messenger RNA from Clonostachys byssicola, 1536 nucleotides. The record is from the annotation of a GenBank genome assembly. NCBI's taxonomy places the organism in Eukaryota, Fungi, Ascomycota, Sordariomycetes, Hypocreales, Bionectriaceae.
AUGCACCAGGACCGGCUAGCCGACGGUGUAGGCAUACAAUUUGAAGAUGAAGAUAUGCUCAAGAUUCCCGUUCGAGACAUCGACGACAAUGGCACUGCCACCAAGAGAAACUUGAUUUCCAUUGAUGUUUUGAGAGAUUGGAUUGGCGAUACGUUUGAACCGGACGCGACCAAUUUGACUGAAGGAAAUGGCCAUGUGAUGCCGUCACUCCUCGAAUUUCUGCACGCUUACGGCUCUGAGUCCGGGAAGCGUGAGGUUCGGUUUAGCGGAUUCCGCACCGAGAUCGACUUGGGAAGCACCGCUAUUGCUAUUCACUCACUUGGUCGCAGCUCAGACCGUUUCCAGGUCGUUUAUAACCUCAAAGCAGUAAGCUACGAUCUGGACCUUGACGAGAUUAAUCGCGUGGUCAUACGGCAAGCCACUAUAUAUCACCAAGUCGAUAUCGGGACCGGUAAGCAGCUGUGGAUCCUAGGAGAUCCGAGCGCAAAGCUCAAAUCCAUCGUUGGUAGCAAGUAUGGCACAAACAGCAACCAUCGUACGCAGUUCGAGAAUCCUUUCAAGGCCAGUCUUGAUAUUCACCUGAUGUGGACCACAUGGGCCAUCUCACAAUGGUCAUUGAUUAUCCAGAUUAUGGAUAAAAAAGUUGAUGAGUUGAGUAUGACUGAUAAUUUUGACCUUGAAAAGUCUAUUGCAGCGAGUAUGAAUCCUAGCAAAGAGGUGGCUCGUCUUAUCGAGGCAUACCAGAGGGUGAUGCAAGAGACUGCAGCCGCCGCCAACGCAAAUUGCACAACCAUGACUUCUCUGUCACGGUUCUACGUCAAUUUCCGUCGAGCUCAGAACCGCCUGGCUACAUUCCCCAAAAGGGCUAUCAAUUCCUUUGUAACGGAAAUUGACAAGAACAUUCAUGAUAUGAAACUCCACCAUAGCCACUUGCUCAUGCUUGGCAGUAUCCUUAAAGAUUCAACUGCCAGCAUGCAAGGAACUAAAUGUCACAACGACAAGAUCCGCGAACAUCUCCACAUGCAAGCAACGGAGGAAGCAACGAAGCAACAAGAGACCAUAAGUGAAAAGCAAAAAAAGCUAGCCAAACGACAGGAGGCUGUUAGUAGGAGCAUGUGGGAGCAAACGCUUCGCAACUCCCAGGAAACUUCCGCUAUGCGAAUAAUUACCAUCAUCACAUUAGUCUAUUUACCACCGACGUUUGUUUCUGUAAGCGCUAGCUCAUUCACCUACCCUUUGAAGGAAGAGGAGGGCAAAAGGCCUUCAGAAAAUAGCGCAGGCGAAGCUGACUUGGAUUACUUCUUCCGUUUACAGACAUUUUUCAGCACCGACAUUGUGAAAUAUCAGAAUGGCGAGAGCUACUCGGCCCUUGCAUUGGGACGCUGGUGGUCUGUGACAGGGCCUUUAAUGGGGGUCACAUUGCUCAUCGUGGGUCUAUGGUUUAUGGUAGAGUCUCGCUGGAGGAAAGAGGAAAGGAAGCAACUUGAAGCACGGUAUCCGGGUGUUUUCGUGGAAGAAGUCGAGGAGAGAGAGUAA